Messenger RNA from Cajanus cajan (pigeon pea), 1049 nucleotides. RefSeq names its product protein PPLZ02. Lineage: Eukaryota; Viridiplantae; Streptophyta; Magnoliopsida; Fabales; Fabaceae. Gene Ontology annotation, molecular function: DNA binding; DNA-binding transcription factor activity. The record is from RefSeq and is a predicted model, not a curated record. Gene Ontology annotation, biological process: regulation of DNA-templated transcription.
UGGCUUGCAAAUUGCAAUGUAGAAGUUACAGUUGAUAGGUAAAGAAAAAGAAGGGCUAGACCUGUGGGACCCAGGUGCUUAACUGGGUUCCACAGACUGUUGAUUACAAAAACAGUGCCAUGUCUUCCAAGUUCUUGCAAUCCAACCCAACUACAAAAACCCAGCCCCCCUCUCUUCCAUUCACUUGGUACCACUCCAACAUUUGUCACAAAAACACACUUUCUGAAAACAAUAAUAAGAAUUCAUUUCUUUUCCCCAACAUGGCCAGACCACAACAGCGUUACCGAGGUGUCCGACAAAGGCAUUGGGGCUCUUGGGUCUCCGAAAUUCGCCACCCCAUAUUGAAGACAAGGAUAUGGCUUGGUACUUUUGAAACAGCUGAGGAUGCAGCUAGAGCCUAUGAUGAAGCAGCUAGGCUAAUGUGUGGUGGCAGAGCAAGGACAAACUUCCCUUUCAACCCCAAUGUGUCUCACUCAUCAUCAUCUUCUAGUUCAAAGCUUCUCUCAGCAACUCUUACUGCCAAAUUGCACAGGUGCUACAUGGCUUCUUUGCAAAUGACUAGGCAGGCUUUGGCAUCAUCAUCAGAGCCUCAGAGAACAGCUUCAGUGCCGAAUGCCACCUCUACAUCCACACCAAACAAUAACUUCAGUGUAAAGAGUGGCCAAACUCAUGCACACAAGAGACCAGAGGAGGAGGAUCAAGAGUCAGAGGCCAACAGGGUCAAAGAAGUGGAAAAUCAUGUUCCUCUACAGUUCAAGCCUCUUGAGGAAGAUCACAUAGAGCAAAUGAUUGAGGAGCUUCUUGAUUAUGGCUCUAUUGAGCUAUGCCCUCUAAUUGAUGCAUAGGGAAUGAAUCUGCAUGGUUUUGAAUUUAAGUUAGAGUCACAAUUGUAGUUAUAGGCAAUUAAUUAUUAAUGUGACUGAAAUUGCUUUAGUUUUAAAGGCCUCAAAAAAGAAUGGCCACAAUCACAGUUACAUGAUGCAAUUCGAAACCAUGCCAAUGUCACACCCAAGAUAUUGUUAUAGAAAUCAUUUGAGCAUUGUAGUGGU